Molecule: messenger RNA, 1752 nt
Organism: Rasamsonia emersonii CBS 393.64
Lineage: Eukaryota; Fungi; Ascomycota; Eurotiomycetes; Eurotiales; Trichocomaceae
Exons: 2
Coding region: 1-1752 (583 amino acids)
Biological process (GO): maturation of SSU-rRNA from tricistronic rRNA transcript (SSU-rRNA, 5.8S rRNA, LSU-rRNA)
Cellular component (GO): nucleus; nucleolus
Source: RefSeq, a predicted model, not a curated record
AUGGGUCGAUCCAAGCGGCCAGGGGCGACCCUGGCAGAGCAGCUUGCUGAUCUCGAAGACCCUGCUCCAAAAGGUGUGCUAAUUGAUUUGCGCGAUCACCUUUCUCCUGUUCCGCCUUUCGUACAGUUUAUGACUGACUCGUUCUAUCUAGACUUCGACCCGGAAGACCCAGACCUUGGAGCGCCCAGCAGUGAUGACGAGUCUGCGUCCGAAGUAGACGAAAAUGCGGGCCGGGAGCAUUACCAGGCUGUAGGAAAAUCGAAAUUGCGCAAACCAGAGACUAUCAAACUCGGAAAGGAGUAUGCUGGCGCGCGUGUGAGCAGAGAAGCCCUGGAGGCUGAUGACAGCGACGACGACCCUUUCCGACGACGGGGCUCCGACGAGGAUGACCUCGAAGGCUCAGAGGAAGAUUCCGAAGAGGAGGACGAGGAGGAGGACGAGGAGGAGGACGAGGAGUUGGAUGAAGAGGAUGAGGAUAUUUCGGGAGAGUCGGAAGAGGAGGACAGUGUGACAGAGAAAGAGCGCCAGAGGGCCAGGAAGAAAGCGUUGCGACCGGCAGAUGACGACGCCAGCGUGGAUGGGAUGGAAACAGGCGAAGAGGGCAGCGAGAGCACUUCAGACGAGGAGUCAGAUGAUGACGAGGAUCUUUCGGACGAUCUCUCAGACUCCGACGAGGAUGAUUCCCACAGACCUAACGGUGUUCCUGUGUCUGAUGACCGCGAGGAGCUGCGGAGGUUGAUGGCCACGGACCAGAAGACGGUUGCUGCGACUAUUUCCCAAGCUGCCAAGGCAGACGCAGCCAAGGGAUUUGCUGUGAAGCAGCAACGUUCGACCUUUGACGCCCUCCUCAAUGCCAGAAUCAAGCUGCAGAAGGGGUUGAUGGCCAUCAACGAACUGCCUAGCAGUUUGGAGGACAAUGCUACCGUGGACGAAGAGGCCAUCAAAUCGGCAGAGUCAGCCGCCUUGGCUCUGUGGUCCACGCUGGAGGAGUUACGACUGACGCUGGCGGACGUCCAGUCCAAGGACCCGUCCAAGAAGCGAAAGAGACCUCCCCCUGUCUCUGCUACAACGUCCUCUGAAUCUCUAUGGAAGCGCAUGGCCGAACUCGAGUCGGAUUCGGUGUCCCAUCGCCGUGCCAUCCUCGAAAAGUGGUCCCUCAAAGUCCGUGGCUCCAGUGCAACUCUUCCCAACUCUCGAGGGAAGCUUCUUGGUGGCAGUGGAGCUGGUCAGCAGACGAUCACUGCGGUCCUUGACGCCCAGAUUGCCUCCGAGUCGUCCGGAGACCGGGCUUCUAAGCGGGCACGGAUGGCCAGCAGCGCAAAUUCAGACUCCCCCAAGGAGCCUGUUUACGAUGAUACAGUGUUCUAUCAAUCUCUACUCCGCGACCUGGUCGAACAGCGCAUGUCUUCGUCGGAUGCCCUGACCAACGGGAUCGAUUCGCUGCACGUGCAGCUUCCAGUGAACCCGGUGUCGGGCAUGCGCAAAGACAAGGUGAAGAAGGUCGUCGACACAAGGGCCUCUAAAGGUCGGAAGAUGCGAUUCAACGUUCACGAGAAGCUGCAGAACUUCAUGGCGCCCGAAGACCGAGGCACGUGGAGCCUCCGUGCGCGGGAAGAGUUCUUUGCAUCUCUGCUGGGCAGGACAGCGAGCGGACUGCUGGGGGAGGACGAUGACGAGGCUGACGGUAACGGAUCGGGAUCGGAAUCAGAUGCAGAAGAGGGUGGACUGCGGCUUUUCCGGAGUCAAGCCUAA